AUGGUCGUGCCAGUCACAACAACCCAGGCGCUGAUCCAGAAGAUCCUCUCCCUGACAGUCGCUUCGAAUUCGCGGGCUCCUGGGCACGCACUUCAGCCUGAGAAGAUGCUCAAGUUCGAGUUUGUAGGCACCGAUAAUGAGGCUUUAACAUACGAAGAAGUCGAGAUCGCGCUUCUGGGAUUGAUGAAGUACACAACAGUCUGGGAUUCGGGAUCCAAAAAUGACCAAGUUAGGAUGUGUACGUUCAGGCUGUUCUACGAAGACAACAAUUGGCCAUUUGCGGAAGGAUCGGUGAGGUUGACUGCAGAUUCUCUGGCGCACGCAAUGUAUACAUCAUGA
Molecule: messenger RNA, 339 nt
Organism: Letharia lupina
Lineage: Eukaryota; Fungi; Ascomycota; Lecanoromycetes; Lecanorales; Parmeliaceae
Exons: 2
Coding region: 1-339 (112 amino acids)
Source: RefSeq, a predicted model, not a curated record